GACAACAGAAUGACUUAAAACUCUGAUCUUAUUAGAAGAAGAGACCUCCAUGUUAAUCACCUCAAAAGCUCUAUGUUCAUCAAUGGUGAUCUUGAAAAGAGUGGUGAAAUUCAUCUCAUGUGGAUGCUCUCGAGCUCGGACACCAUCUCCGGUCUGUAAGGAUUUCGUGCCAAGAUCUGAGCUUUACCAAGAUGCAGAUGCUGACGUCCUUCGCCUUUAUUUACCAGAUUUCAAUGAGGAACAGGUCAAGGUUGAAGUGACCAGACCAGAAACCCUGAGUGUGAGUGGACUAAGGCCUACAAAGGGUGAUAGAUGGGUGAGGUUUCACCGAGAGUUCCCAGUCUCAGCAAACUGCAACCAAAGUGAAAUUAGUCACGAGUUUAAAGGUGGUAUUCUCUGUGUUAGACAGCCAAAAUUGACAGAAAAACAAUACAAUUUGACACAACCUGAACCUUCACAGCCUCAAAAACUAGCAGCUCCCAAGGUUAAGGGUUUUGGUCGGCCAAGGAAGUUCUUUAAUGUGGCUCUGUUCUCUUUGCUGUUGGUUGGGGUUGUCCUAUGUGUUGACAAUAUACUUUAUUAGCAUUGAAUAAUAUAAUAUUUCUAGAUUGUGUAUGCAAAGAUCAUUCUUUUAAUUCAGUCGAG
Ipomoea nil (Japanese morning glory) is the source of this 645-nucleotide messenger RNA. Its product is annotated as inactive protein RESTRICTED TEV MOVEMENT 2-like. The record is from RefSeq and is a predicted model, not a curated record. The coding region runs from base 50 to 583 and encodes 177 amino acids. NCBI's taxonomy places the organism in Eukaryota, Viridiplantae, Streptophyta, Magnoliopsida, Solanales, Convolvulaceae. The transcript is spliced from 2 exons.